Molecule: messenger RNA, 5481 nt
Organism: Alosa sapidissima (American shad)
Lineage: Eukaryota; Metazoa; Chordata; Actinopteri; Clupeiformes; Clupeidae
Product: trichohyalin-like
Exons: 7
Source: RefSeq, a predicted model, not a curated record
AGCAGAAUAUGGAAACAGUCAGUUGUAUCAGAUAAGCACACUUGAAUUUGUAUACUUUUGUUGAGCAAGAAAAGUUCAGACUUUCUAUCGUUACAUUUUGGAGGACCAGAGAGGUGACCGACUGACUGUGGGGUUCCCCCCCACACGCUAUUGAUCCGUGACCAGAUACAUGAGGAGAUCAUAGAAACGGCUAAUGGUGCUAACAAUGCAUCCAGGCAGGUAUCAAAGCCUAAGAAUUCGAAGCCCAAGGUAAGCAGGGCAAGGAAAGAAGACCAGGCUCACCCUGCUGUAAUAAGUGAGGAGGUCAGAGCACGAUGGCAAAAGCAGAGUGAGAUACGGCAGCAGGGUCGUGAGCGACUAUACAAUUACCUCAGUGAGGGUCUGAGGAAGAUGGAGACACAGGAGGCUGAGGACGUGAAGGCCAGUCAGGCGACGGAAGAUGCUGAGCAGAAGGAGAUGGCUAUGAGCUCUGAAAAGUGGAAAAGACAAGUGGAGAAGGAGCAAAAAGAGUUUGUGAGUGAGGUCAACACAAUCUUAGAGGAGCUCUCUCAGCGACACCUGGAUGAGACUGUGCCCGGACAUUUUCCAGUGACAGGUUCAUACACCUGGGUGGGUGGAAGGAAAAUGGAGCUGGAAGCCAACAAUGCAAAAAGUAGACAAGAAAUGAACAGGCUGAAGCAGAAUAAAAGACAGUGUGAUGCAGAAAGAGAGAGAGAGAUGGAGAGGAAGAGAGAGCGGAAGAGACUUCAGCAGGCAAGGCAAGAGACGCAGGUGGAUGAGGACAGAGAAAUACAGAGGCAGAUGGACGUCAGGGCCAAACAGAAGGCAGAGAAACAGAGAGAGGUGGCAAUGAAGGAGCAGGAGUUAUCCCAUGACAUCAAACAACUGAACGAUUUCAUCCAAAAGGUGUCAGAAACAGACAAGGAACUGCAUGAGAUGGCUCACAAAGAGUUGGAUAGACUGCGUAAACUUGAACUGUUCUACCAAAACAAGAGAAGGAAAGCCCUUGAGAGAGAACAACAAAUGGCAACAUUACAGAUUGAGCAGAGGCAACAAAGAGAGAGGAAGAAGGAGGAAGAGCGAGCGAGAGCUCUAACAAGAGAUAUAGAAAGACUGGUGGGCUCGGAUCGAACAGGGCUGUGGGGCAUUGGCCAGUCUUAUGGAUGUGCAGGUGAUGAAGAGAAGAGGGACAUGGAGAGGUUGAGAGAGAUUGAGCGAGCUCAGGAGCAAAAGCUACUGAUGGAAAGAUUAAAACAGGCUGAAGAAAGAAUUCUAGCAUUGGAGAGGGAAAGAGAGAGGUUGCAAAAGAUGGAAAGGCUGAAAGAAAUGCAGAGAGAAAGGGAAAGGCAUAUACAGAUGGAGAACCUGAAAGCAUCAGGAAGAGAGAAUGAGAUGAAGUUGGAAACAAGGGGGAAAUCGGUUCAUACAGGUACAGAGAUACAGACAGAACUAGAACCCCAAAAACAAGUGGAUCCGAUAAAGCUACAGAGAAACAAAGAGUUGGAGACAGAGAAACAGAAGCGGCAAGAGAUAGAUCAGCUGAGCAAGUUAGAUAGUGAAAAACAAAAGCAGAAAGAGAUGGAUAGAAUUAAAGAUUCGGAAAGAGAAAAGGCAAGAAAGCAAGACAAUGAGAAAUUGGAAGGAAUUAAAAGACAGGAAGAACUGAAGAAGCAAUGGGAAGAAAAACAGAGAAAAAUGGGACAAGAAAUGGAGGGAAAACCUCUUCAAAAACAGAAAGAAAUGGAACAAGGUUUGAAUGAGAGACAGCAAAAGAUUGAGGAAGAGAGGCAGCAGCGAGAGAAAGAGAUGGAGAGAGAUAUCAAGAAAAAGGGAGAGAUGGAACUGAGGGAGAAAGAGGGGAGACUCAGGGAGAUGGAACUGAAGCAGAUGGAGGGGGUGAACAAGAAAAUCAAAGAAAAGGAAGAGUUGGAGAGAAAACUGAAGGAGGAAGAGAGGUUGAAAGAGCAGGAGAGACAUAAAGAGUUGGAGUGGGAGAAAGAGAGGCAGAAGGAGAUGGAAGAGCUGAAGAAGCUGAAGAAAGAGGAAGUGUUUGAGAGUCAGGAAAUAUUGAAGAAGCAGUGGGAAGUGAAACAGAAAAUGAUGGAAAAAGAAAUGGAGAAAAAGCAAAGAGAAAUGGAAAGAAAGUUUCAAGAAAAACAGAAAGAAAUGAAACAAUGUUUGAGUGAGAGACCGCAAAGGAUUGAGGAGGAGAAGCAGCAGAGAGAGAAGAAGAUGGAGCGUUUGAAAGAGAUGGAGAGGGAUAUUAAGAAAAAAGGAGAGAUGGAAUUGAUGGAGAAAGAGGAGACACUCAGACAGAUGGAAUUGAAGCAACGGGACGAGUUGAACAAGAAAACCAAAGAAAAAGAAGUGUUGGAAAGAAAAGCCAAAGAGGAGGAGAGGUUGAAAGAGCUGGAGAGCUCUAAAGAGUUAGAGAGGGAGAAACAGAAGACAGAGAGAGAACAGCUAAAAGUGUUCAAGACAGAGGAAGAAACGCAGAAAGAGAUGGAUAGAUUGAACAACUUGGAAAGAGAAAAGGCAAGAAAACAACAUCAUGAGAAAUUGGAAGAGAUCAAGAGACAAGAAGAACUGAAGAAACAAUUGGAAGAUCAACAGAAAACAAUGGAAAAAGAAAUGUUGGAAAAGCACAGAGAAAUGGAAAGACAACUUCUUCAAAAACAGAAAGAAAUGGAACAAGGUUUGAAUGAGAGACAGCAAAAGAUUGAGGAGGAGAGGCAGUAGCGAGAGAAGGAGAUGGAGCGUUUGAAAGAGAUGGAGAGAGAUAUCAAGAAGAAGGGAGAGAUGGAACUGAGGGAGAAAGAGGAGAGACUCAGGGAGAUGGAACUGAAGCAGAUGGAGGAGUUGAAGAAAAGGGCCAUGGAAAAUGAAAAUCAGAAAAAAGAUUUGGAUAGAAAAGCCGAAAACCAGAAGAGAGCAGAACAUGAAAGACAGAUGCAAAUGGAGGUGGAGAAACAAAGAGAGAGAGAAAGAGUUCUGGAGGAGCAACAAAGGGAGGUAGAUGAGAAAAAACAUCAGCUGCAAUUACAAGAAGCUUCAGCGGCUGAAGAAAAGGAGAAACUCAAAGAAAUUGAGAAAACAAUGACAUUGAAAAAUAAAGAUAUGCUAAAACAGAUGGAGGAAAGCUGGAGACAAACAGCCCGACAGAAGGAGGAGGAAUGGGAAGCAAAAUACAGAGAGAUAGAAAAACAGAGAGAGCAGGCAGAAAAGGAUGCCAUCAAAGAGAAAGAAAGAUUACAAGAGCUAAGGAGGGAAGAACAGAGAAGACAGAUUCAAAUUGAAAAAGAAAAACAGAAAGAGAUAGAAAGACUGAUGGAUAUCCAAAGAAAGGAGAAUGAGGAGAGACAGAGCGAUUUGGCUAAAAAGAGACAAGAAAAAGAGGAGAACCUUAAGCAAAGCAAGAGUGAAGUGAAUGAAAAACAAAAGGAAUUGGAGUUACAGAAAGUUGUAGAAGCACAGAUAGAGAAAAAGAUCAAGGACAUUGAAAGAAAGAUACAAGAUAAAAACACAGCUGACCUAAAACAAACAGAGGAAAAGUGGACAAAAGUAGCCCUGCAAAAGGAUGAUGAGUGGAAAGAGAAAUGCAGAGAGAUUGAAAAACAAGAGGAAAAAGAAAAAGAGGCAAAAACGAGGGAAGAACAGGUGAAACACCUUGAGCAGGAGAAAAAGCAAAGUCAGAUUCAAAUAGAAGAGGAGAGACAAAAUGAGAGAGAAAGGCUCCUAGAGAUCCAAAAAAUGGAGAUGGAGGAGAGCCUAAGAGAGAUGGAACAGAGAACAUUGGAAAUGGAGAAAAAAGAAGAGAAAAGACGUCAGUAUAUUGAGGAGAGAGAAAGAGAGAUGGAACAGAAAAGGAUGGAGAUGGAGAGAAAAGAAGCUGAGAAAAGAAAAAGAGAGAUGGAGCAAAAACAAGAACUGGAGUUACAAAAGGAAGAAGAAGCAGAGAAACUCAAGGAGAUUGAGAAAAGCAUAAAAGAAAAAUGUGAGUCUGAGCUUAAACAAAUAGAGGACAAGAGAGAAGAACAUCAACAGCUUCAAACUGAAGGGGAAAAACAAAGAGAGUCACAAAGUCUACUCGAGAUCCAGAGCAGGGAAAAUGAAAAUAGGCAAGCAGAAAUGAACAACAGAAAGUUAGAAAUGGAAAAGGAAGAAGUGGAAGCUGGACAAAUGAAAGUGGAGGAAGAAAAGAAGGAAAUAAACAGACAAAUGGAAAUGAGACAAAAAGAGACAGACAGAGAGAUGGAAAGAAGAGACACUGAAGCAAGAAAAACUAGACUAGACAUUAUUCGAGAACAACAGAGGGAGAGAAAGAGCGAGCGCAUGAGAAAGACAGAAGAGAGACAGAAAGAGGAGCAAAGAAAGAGAGAAGAGCGACAAAAUCAGGAUGAGGAAGCAAGACACUGGUAUGAACACCCAGAAGAAUGGCGUAAGAACCAAGACAAACUGGCCAUCCAGAAAGAAGAGGCACGACAACAAGAGCUGGAAAAAAAGUGGGAAGAAGAGGCCAGGAUACUUGAAGAAUUAAAUAGAAGGCAAAAUGAAUAUGAGGAGAAAAUGAGGCCUGAGCGACAGAGAGAAAAAGAGAAACGGAAGGAGGCUGAAAUGCAGCGCCAACUAGAAUUGGAAAAACAGGACGAAUUGGACAGACAAAGGGAGCUAGAAAUGGAAAGAGAGAGAGAACAGGAAAUUCAGAGACAGAGGGAAGAGGAAAUGGAGAGAAAGAGACAAGAGGAAGAAAUGCAGAGACAAAAACAAGAGGAAGAAAUGCAGAGACAAAAACAAGAAGAAAUGGAGAGUCAGACAAAGGAGGAACAACAGGAGGACAAGGGAACAUUCUGGGAACAAACUGAUGAUGAGUGUAGUGAUGAGAGCAGUGAUGAGACUAAUGAUGAUGAGAGGGAAUCACAGGAUGAGACAGAUGCUCCGGUCCGAGAUAAGAGUAUGAGAAGGAGGUUCAUCGGAUGGCUCAAUGGAAAGAUGAAAGAGCGAUAUGAGACAAAAAUUGAGAGGACCAUCAUGAGAGAAGAGGAAGUAUUCAAAGGAUACAUGACCCGGGCCAAAAGAGAGCAGGAGAAACGCAAGAGCCUAGUGGAUGCAGAGGCAAAAAGACAAAAUCUAGAGUCAUCCUGGCUUGAGUGGGAAAAAGGAAAGAAAGAGAAAAAGAUAAAGAGGAAAGAGCAGAAGAAAGAGGCCAGAAGCCAAGCCCAGUUGGCCCGCAUUCUCAAACUGAAUGAAGAGGCUGACAGGAACCUUGAUAAGUAUAAUGGCACUAACAUAUACUCCUCCCAGAACAAACUCUUGAGGAAACAGAUGAUUGGCUGGGAUAGGAAAAGAAAAUAAGAUCAUCUCUAUAUUCAUCCAAACAUAUUAUUUGUCAUUAAAUUCAUUUUGCUAAAAAUUUUUUUUUUUUUUAACUAUUUUUACUUACUUUUCACUUUUUUUUUCACCAAAUAAACAUUUAAAAUACUU